Molecule: messenger RNA, 1956 nt
Organism: Closterium sp. Naga37s-1
Lineage: Eukaryota; Viridiplantae; Streptophyta; Zygnematophyceae; Desmidiales; Closteriaceae
Source: the annotation of a GenBank genome assembly
AUGCCAUGGCGCGUCACAUACCUCAUCCAAUACCUCAUCCCAUACCUCAUCCCAUACCUCAUCCCAUACCUCAUCCCAUACCUCAUCCCAUACCUCAUCCCAUACCUCAUCCAAUACCUCAUCCCAUGCCUCGUCCCCUCUUGUGCCGGCCCCCUGCAGGUCGGCUGCUGCUGGGCGUGGGCACACCGCCGCGGCGACUACUGGCGGACAUGCCCCUUAGUGAGCCCCCAUCUCCCGCUCUCCUCCUCCUCUCCGUCUCCCCUCGUGUCUCCUUUCCCACUCGCUUUCCUGUCUCGCUUGCCUGUCUCACUCGACGCCUCACUCCCUCCUUUUCUCUCACCUCACCUUUCGCACCGUGCCCCCUCCACCCCACCCGACCCUUACCUGUUACUCCCACCUUUUACCCCUCUCCUCUUACCCCUCUCCUCUUACCCCUCGAACACUCUACUCGCUCUCAUCGUCACAUCAGCAGUUCUCUUCGUGGGGGUGGUCAUCCUCGUUAUAGUCUCCUGCAGGACAAGGAGACGCUCCCCCCAAGUGGCCCCUCUGGACGGCAAAGCAUCCGGCAUAGUCGACAGUGACAGCGAGAAGGGAAACGGGGAGGAAGGGGAGGGCGAGGAGGAAGAGGACGGGGAGGGGAGGUACGCGCCAGUGGAGCAGUGGAGCUGGGAGGAGGUCGAGACGGCAACUAAUGGCUUUAGCGAGGAGAACACUAUCGAGGACGCGGGUCACUCGGCGGUGUUCAGAGCGGUGGGGCGCGGUGGAGAGGAGCUGGCGGUGAAGCGCGCCAAGCGGGUGUCAGUGGAGGGGCAGCACCUCUUCCGCAACCAGGUGGAGUUUCUGGAGGGCGUACGGCAUCCCAACAUAGUGGCGCUGCUGGCAUUCAGUGAGGAUCACAACGAGCAGAUCCUCGUGUUUGAGUUCGUGCCCAAUGGCUCACUCACGGACUGGCUGAGGCCUCUCGAUGUCUCCAAGCCUGCGUUGACGUUUGGACAGCGGCUGGCGAUAGGAGCAGAGGUGGCGAGGGCGAUCAAGUACCUUCACGCCAAGGCGCCCCCUGUGCUGCACCGGGACAUCAAGUCCGAGACCAUUCUGCUCGAUAACGACUUUAAGGUCAAGGUGGGCGGGCUGGGCGUGCUGAAGCACCUGCCAGGGGAGGCGAUGCGGCUGCGCAUGCAGCGCAAGCGAGGCUACCUGGACCCGGAGUACUUCCAGAGCUUUCGCAUCACUAGCAGUUGCGAUGUGUACAGUUUCGGAGUGGUGCUGCUGGAGUUGAUAACAGCGAAGCUGCCGAUAGUGGAUGAGAAGGACGUGGUCAUGGGCUCUCGCACCAGCAAGCGAUUCGUCACCCUCGUGCAGUGGGCCCUUCCGAAGAUCAAGGAGGGGAAGUACAACGACAUGGUUGACCCGCGCCUGGGAGCGUACCCCGGGUACCUCAUGGAAAUCUUCUGUGGCAUCGCUGCCGAGUGCGUGGCCCCGCAGCGCAAGAACCGACCGGACAUCGAUGUGGUGUCUGCCUGGAUGGACGAGCUCAUUCAGAAGGAUGCCGCAUCGCGAGAGCCGCUCUCUCGGUUCAUGCGAGCGGUGCCAGAAGAGGAGGUGGAGGAGGAUGAGAAAGCGGAGGAGGUGGGUGAGGUGGCGAAGGGAGGGGAGGGGGGGAAGGAGGUGGUGGUGGUGAUGACAGAUGAAGCUGGUGAUUUGGAAAAGGUCGGGGUAAGGAGCAAAGAGACGCGCGGGGAUGGUGCUGCUCCUGAUGGUGGGACUGAGAUUGCUGCUUCUUCGGCUGACUCUGUUGGUGCCAAAACAGAUACUGGCAUCAGCGGAGGUGCUGCUGCUGUUACGCCUGCUGCUGGCGCCAGUGCUGAGGUCCGCAUCGGGGUCGAUCGAAAUGUGGUGCCAGCUGAAAAAGAGGACGACCAUGUGGGUGUAGAGGUACAUACAGAAGUUGGGACUUAG